CUGACAAGAUGCUCUGCCAGGCCUGUCAGAAGAUAUUUUCUGGCCAUCAGACUUUACUCGAAUAUAGCUGGGUUCAUCCUAAUUCUAAAUGCAAUCAACACCAUCCUUCUUUGCAACUACUCAUCGACGCCUCAGAUUCUGGCUGUUGAAUCUGCCAUAGGCUACUUGUAUUUAUUACUGAGAAUGGGAUAACCGGGAGAUUCGACAGGGUCCGUUGGCUGUAUAGUUCAUUAAAUCACACCAAUGGACAAUGGUACCUUUGGUUUUAUGUUGCAGGUCAGAUAUUUAAAGAGAUAUCCAUAAUGCCACACAAAGGUAUGUGGCUUACAGACAAAAUUAAACUCUGCUUAUGACUAUAUCUAGAGUUAUUACAGUAUGAUUACCCUGUAUAUUGUCGUCACCAUGCUUCGAUCGCAGGUAUUAGCACGAUGUCGGGUGCUGCAUUGGCGCAAGCCACCGCGUGGUACCAACAUUGUUUAUCGGGACACGAGGCGUGUAACGAUAGCUUGGCGUCUACACAGCGCAUGCCAAGCAGACUUCUUAGAAUCAAUGAAGAUCAGUGGUAUGUCAGGCUUAUCAUAAGCAAAGAAGAAGUAGCCAAAGACUCGCACUAUUCAACUUUAAGUCAUUGCUGGGGAAAUUCAGAUAUUUUAAAGCUUACGACUUCAAGUCUAGACAAACUCAAGGCCGGUAUCCCUCUCAAAAUACUCCCAAAGACGUUUAUCGAGGCCAUAUAUGUCGCUAGAAAAAUGUCUAUUCCCUACCUAUGGAUAGACUCACUUUGUAUCAUACAGGACUCUGUUGCCGAUUGGCAGGCUGAAUCUGCUUUGAUGGAAGAUGUCUAUGGAAAUAGUAGUCUGAAUAUUAUGGCUACUGCCUCGAAAGAUAGCCAUGAAGGCCUUUCUCGGGUUCAAAACCCAAUAUUGGACCCGUGUCUAACAGUGCAAUCUAAGUGGGUAGAUGCUACAAACGAUUUAUUCUACUUGACCGACACCGCGUUCUGGAACCGAACAAUGGGCACUGCACCACUAUUAAGGCGAGGGUGGGUUUUGCAAGAACGUGUCAUGUCACCUCGAUCACUCCAUUUUUGUGAAAAUGAGCUAUUAUGGGAAUGUAGGGAGAUGAAUGCUUGCCAAUCGUAUCCGAAAGGGCUACCAAGAAUAUGCGAAUCUACGAAAUCAAAAUUCAAGUUGAAAGAAAUUUCGUAUGACGAAAUUAUUAGAACUCCGAGUAAGGGGCAGGGGCUUGACGAGGUGAAGAAACGUCUAGCUUAUGAUAGAUGGAACCGAUGGAUCUCUUUUUACGUUCAUACAAAUCUAACCAACCAUUCGGACAAACUAGUUGCUUGCAGUGCCCUCGCCAAGUGCACAAGGGCAGUUGUUGAUGAUGUGUACGUUGCAGGCCUUUGGAGAACUAAAUUUGUCGAGGAACUUCUUUGGAGCGUCCAGGAAGGUUCGCGUCCAAGAGAAUAUCGAGCACCGAGCUGGUCCUGGGCCUCGGUUGACGGUCACAUCUAUUUCUCUUCCAUCAUCAAGCGGAAUAUCAUAUAUCAUAUUGAGAUUGAUUCGGUGGAAGUUACACCGGCCUCCCAUAUAGAUGACACGGGAUCCAUAUUAGAUGGAUAUUUUCGAGCAAGAGGACUACUGAUUCGCCAUACGAUUGUCAAAGAUAAAAUUCUUGGGUACAAGCUGCUCGGAAAUGAUGUUCGAAUAGAUUGGAAUGCAGAUGUACACACGCUAUUAAAAAAAGUAGAGAUCCCAGUAAUAGUCCUUCCUAUCUUGACACAUGAACCAGCAGGUGAGCCUUCUCCUAACUGGCACGCCAGUGCUUUACUCCUUGAGAAUAGAAAAGGGUCUCCAAACGGCUUUUAUACACGUAUAGGGGUCAUGGAAAAGAAGGCUAUGUUCUUAAAGGAUAGGAAGGAUUGGGGCGUCGGAAAAUCUGUGGUGGCUAAGUUAGUGUUCCUGAGAAAGCGCGGCAGUUCAGUUAUUAAGUUAUACAAUUCGUUGCGAAACGGAAAAGGGGUAGACUUAUGGCCGGAAUGUGAUAAGAGUUUGUAUCUAGCAGAUUCACCUGGAUCUUUCGUGGUUUAUUGAAGGGAUUGCGGCGGAAACGGAUCGAAUGUCAAAUUGUGCGUAAUGGGGAAUAUCGUAGCCGAGGAGGAAAGGUAUACUGGGCAAGCAAGCUCCUUUACACUUUAGGGCUGUUGAUGUGGGUUGGAAUUGGAAAUAUACUGAGUGUGGGGGUUUGAUACUUGUCAUUUUGGUUUAUGAUCGAUAUUCAUUGAUUUCGUAACGAAAACGAUCACUUUUAUAUAACGAUCUAAAUACCAUUGGCAUAUCGCAUGGUCCGCAUAGUCUUUAGCUAUACCUAGUUGACUAA
Messenger RNA from Sclerotinia trifoliorum, 2382 nucleotides. Lineage: Eukaryota; Fungi; Ascomycota; Leotiomycetes; Helotiales; Sclerotiniaceae. The record is from the annotation of a GenBank genome assembly.